GCAGGGAAGCGGCGCCCCUUCCUCUGCCGCCGCCAGGCGCCGCGCCCCCGGCCACGCCCCUCCGCGCCCCGCCCCCGCCGCUCGGACGGCCCGAGUCGCGCCCUCCCGCCUGGCGCUGCCGAACUUGCUCUAACUUCCUCGGCCGACCGGGCCGCGUCGCCGCCGCCGCGCCCGGGCCCUGCUUCUCAGAAGAUGCACUAUUACAGAUACUCGAACGCCGAGGUCAGCUGCUGGUACAAGUACCUCCUCUUCAGCUACAACAUCGUCUUCUGGGUGAAAGACACCAUCAGAGGAAGGAGUGGGCUGAGGAGAACAUCAAAACAAUUGGCUGGAGUUGUCUUCCUUGGAGUUGGACUCUGGGCAUGGAGUGAAAAGGGUGUACUGUCUGACCUCACCAAAGUGACUCGGCUACAUGGAAUCGAUCCCGUGGUGCUGGUCCUGAUGGUGGGCGUGGUGAUGUUCACACUGGGGUUCGCUGGCUGUGUGGGGGCCCUGCGGGAGAACAUCUGCCUGCUCAAGUUUUUCUGUGGUGCCAUCGUGCUCAUCUUCUUCCUGGAGCUGGCUGUGGCUGUGCUAGCCUUCCUGUUCCAGGACUGGGUAAGGGACCGGUUCCGGGAGUUCUUCGAGAGCAACAUCAGAUCCUACCGGGACGACAUCGACCUGCAGAACCUUAUCGACUCCCUUCAGAAAGCCAACCAGUGCUGUGGUGCCUAUGGCCCUGAAGACUGGGACCUUAACGUCUAUUUCAACUGUAGUGGUGCCAGCUACAGUCGUGAGAAAUGUGGGGUGCCCUUCUCCUGCUGUGUGCCGGAUCCUGCGCAAAAAGUUGUGAACACACAGUGUGGAUACGAUGUCAGGAUUCAGCUGAAGAGCAAGUGGGAUGAGUUCAUCUUCACCAAAGGCUGCAUCCAGGCGCUGGAGGGCUGGCUCCCGAGGAACAUUUACAUCGUGGCUGGUGUCUUCAUUGCCAUCUCUUUGCUACAGAUAUUUGGCAUCUUCCUGGCAAGGACCCUGAUCUCAGACAUUGAGGCAGUGAAGGCCGGCCAUUACUUCUGAGAAGCAGAGGCAAGCACAUGCAACUGAACCACACUGUGGAGGCCAGAGCCCUUCACUGUCAUCAACCUUGUUUCCAGCGGGAGAGACACUGACACAGCCACCCAGAGCCAGCACCCUGUCUUCGGCAUCAGUGUGAUGUGAACUCUCUUUCUGCUUGCUGGUACUGAAGACCCAAGCCUCCUUCUCACCUGCCCAGACUUGAGCCUGCAUCCCUGCUGGGUCUUACCUAGAGGCAGGAAGUGUCUCUCUGUGGGGUAGUGGCUCCGAGGGACAGACAGGGCUUCUGUGGCUGCAAGGAGUGCCCGUCUUGGCCCUCUUGGAGCCCAAGAGCAUCUGCAGACACCUGCUCCUCACUGCAGGCUUUGGGUCAUUGGCGCUAGGCAAAUGGAUGGCCACAUCUUAGGGUGGGACAUGGGUAAAGGAAUAGCAGGUGAGCACAGAACUUCUCUCUCCAUCAGGUCCAGCAGUAUAGCGUCCUGCUCCUAGCUGGGGAGGGGAAGGGGCUCAAGUGGAUCUCUGUGUGCCAGUGGGGUCUGUAGUGGUGUUCGGGUGGUGUGCAGGAUCCUCAGCCAUGUCCAAGUGAAGUAAGCCUGAGCCAGGGCAUGACUGGUGCCACGAAAUGCCUCGGAUGCUGCCCGCCAAGCCCCGCUGCCAUUCCCUGGGACAGGAACUGCCUCGUUUCAACAGCAUUAAGCCCUCAUUGCCAGGGAAGCGGGGGUGGCCCGGUUUCCCACUGAGAGCCGGCUCUCAUUUUCUUAAAGCGUGUAAAUAGUUUAUUUAUAGAGGUAAGAAUGUUCUCACACCAGUCUCCAUUUCCUCUUCCUUUCCUCCGGCAUUCUCCUCUAAGCAGCCUUACACAGUGUCUGGAACUAAAGCCGUCCCUUUCAGUUCUCCUGAGUGUCUCCAGGGCCAGCCACACAGCCUGUCUCUUCAUCUACACGUGUCCUGCAUUCCCCUUCCUCCAUACACUCACCCCCAAGCACACCCCACCUCCCAGCUUGGCCCACUGUCUCCUGGUUUUGGUGCUACUAAAACUGUCACCCAGAACUUGAAUCCUGACCCUCCCUCCCCAUGGCCUUCCCAGGGAGCCCCAGUCCACAGAUGGCCAGCCAGAAACCUUUUGGGCAGAGCUCCUGGUCGAAGCUGAAUGCUAAAGGCUGGCUGGACUGACAUCUGUCCCUGGAGAGAGCUGCUGUCCUGCAGCCAGGCCCUGUGCUGAGCUGUGGUCCCCAGGCCACAGCUGCUUAGAAUCUUGGGACGUUUUAUUCUCAUUUUCAUGGUGAUUCCCCACCAGGAUGUGUGGUCACUGUAUCCACCCUUCCUGUUGGGGCUCUUUUGGAGCUUGCUUUUGGCCAUGAAGUUUGUCUUAUGUCCUCAGUACCCCCUGGGGUAGUAGGGGCAUUGUCCAUCUUUGGCUGGGCUACUUCCUAAUGCUUCUUCAUAGCUUGUACCAGUUCUGUCCUUACUGUUCAGGGAUCGAGAGCUACCUUCAUUCACUUGCCGAAGUGUACAUUCUAGUGUGGUGUAUACUGGUUAUGCUGGUGGGUGUUUGUUGAUGAUGAUGAUGAUGAUGUUUUUGUUUUUUUGUUUUUUUACCAUUCUCUGUAGACUAGAAGAAGAAUGCUUGUGUUUUUAGAAAGUGUGAUGCUUCUCUUUGACUGCCAAACUCUUUUAUGGAAUAUAUCUUUAUAUUAAU
This is a messenger RNA of Sciurus carolinensis (gray squirrel), 2752 nucleotides long. It is a transcript of the gene Tspan14, whose product is annotated as tetraspanin 14. Lineage: Eukaryota; Metazoa; Chordata; Mammalia; Rodentia; Sciuridae. Gene Ontology annotation, biological process: protein maturation; protein localization to plasma membrane; regulation of vascular endothelial growth factor signaling pathway. The transcript is spliced from 10 exons. Gene Ontology annotation, cellular component: membrane. The record is from RefSeq and is a predicted model, not a curated record. The coding region runs from base 193 to 1056 and encodes 287 amino acids.